Messenger RNA from Geosmithia morbida, 1347 nucleotides. RefSeq names its product Galactosyltransferase. The record is from RefSeq and is a predicted model, not a curated record. NCBI's taxonomy places the organism in Eukaryota, Fungi, Ascomycota, Sordariomycetes, Hypocreales, Bionectriaceae. The transcript has a single exon. Gene Ontology annotation, molecular function: hexosyltransferase activity. Gene Ontology annotation, cellular component: membrane. Bases 1 to 1347 code for a protein of 448 amino acids.
AUGGUCGCCGUAAGGCCAUUGGCAUCGUCAUGGCCAUGGUCCCGUCGCCCGCCCUGGUGGUACUUUUCCGAAUACACCUACCACGUAUCUAGACAGACCCCCAGGCGCUUCUUUCGCGUCGCCAUCGUCAGCCUCCUCGUCAGCAUCUUCAUCAUUUUCAGUCUCACGAGCACGCCGCCUCCACCCCGGCCUCACCAUGCGCCCUUUGAGACACCCCUCUCCAAUCUCAUCGUUCACGGCGAGCAUGUCGAGCUUCUCCCUGACCCCGCAUACCCUCUCGAGCCAUUUCCCGACUCUCCGAUGCACGCCUCCGAGGCGUCAUCCCUGUCCACGUCCCCGGGCCAGCCGCAACCACCAUGGCUCGUCACCGUCAUAAGCCCUGCUACCGACGCUGCUCGUCGCAUGCUCAUCCGCUCCACGUGGAUGCGCCUCUACCGCGACGUGCCAUUCACCGCCCGAUUCGUCGUCUCCAACCCGGGUCCCAUGUGGACCGACAAUCUGCGCAUCGAGAACCGCACCUUUGGUGACUUGAUUGUCCUUGACCACCUGCAGGAGGAUGACGUGACGGCCAAUACCGUCAAGACAUUAGAGCUGUACCGCUGGUUGAUUAGGCAGGGCCAUCGCUACGAGUUUGUCUCCAAGAUGGACACGGACCUGUGGUUCAACGCUCGCGGCUUCUACGACAAGUACAUUUCCAAGCUGCUCUCCAAUCAGACUGGCAACCCUCAGGCGCUCGUCGAACGCACCAUCAUUGGCGAAUUGUACUACUCGGCCCGCCACGAUCUGGUCUUCCCCCACGGCGCGAUGUACACGGCCACUUGGGACAUGGUUGAGCUGCUCGCAUCCCUGCAGAGCCGCUUCAACGUCAUCACUGGCGAGGACAUGGCUCUUGCCAUGCUCAUGCUCAAGGGUCGCGAGACAGCCAACUUUAUCAACUUCAAGGGCUCCGAAAAGUUCAACUACGACGAUGAUGACUCUAGGGGGGAUGGCACCGCCUGGGCCCGCCGGAAUACUCAUACAGAUGCCACGCACCACGCUAUUUACGGCUCUGAUCCUAUUGCAGUUCACCAACUCAAGGAUGAGGGCAUGUUCCUCAAGGUGGCCGACUGCUUUGACAGCAAUGGCAUUCGCGAGAUGGAGCCCGCCGGCCCAGAGCGCGCGCCCCCUUUUGAGGUUGUCUGGUACGACUUUCUGCAUAUAAUCAACAUGAAUGUCCAUUGGAAGUCUCGUUUUGAGAGGAUACCCGAAUUUCUCUGGAGUUUUGGAAAUGGUUAUUGGUUUUGUGAUGGCAUUUGGCGUUUGGGCCACACUAGAAUGGGGCACAUAGAAGACCUCGAGCAUUUUUAG